This is a messenger RNA of Quercus robur (English oak), 1719 nucleotides long. RefSeq lists its product as uncharacterized. Gene Ontology annotation, molecular function: RNA-DNA hybrid ribonuclease activity; nucleic acid binding. The record is from RefSeq and is a predicted model, not a curated record. The transcript has 4 exons. Lineage: Eukaryota; Viridiplantae; Streptophyta; Magnoliopsida; Fagales; Fagaceae. Gene Ontology annotation, biological process: DNA integration. The coding region runs from base 1 to 1719 and encodes 572 amino acids.
AUGUAUCGCGUAUCGUACGAUACUGACAACUAUGACUACGCCAGUUGGGCACUUCGUGGUGCAGAGGAGAGGUACCCAUCGAUGGAGAAACUCACCUUCGCUUUGGUUAUAGUAGCCUGCAAGCUCAAGCCAUAUUUCCAAGCCCACACGGUGAUUGUCCUGACAGACAAGCCCUUAUGGCGAGCAAUGAGCAAUCCUGAGGAUGCUGAACGAAUGGCACUAUGGCCUAUAAAGUUGAGUGAAUUUGACGUACAAUACCGCCUGCUAACUUCAUUGCGAAGUUCACUAACAUGGAAUGCUAAGGGGCAAAAGAAAGGGGACGAGAUCGAAUGCAUGUUUCGUCUCGACUUCCCUACGACCAACAACGAAGCAGAGUACGAAGCUCUAAUUGCGGGACUAGAUCUCGUUAAAGCAGCAGGGGCCGUGAGAGUGGUUAUUCAUUGCGAUUCCCAGGUCGACACAAAUCAAGUAAAUAGUGAUUACGAAUGCAAGGGCGAGAGGAUGAAGAAGUACCUGGAGCAAGUAAAGAGAAGGGUGGACGAUCUACAAGCUAAGAUUGUUCAAAUCUCUAGUGGAGAGAACGAGCAAGUCGACCAUCUUGCCAAGGCCGCAUUAGCAGAACUCAUGAUCACCCCCAACAAGGUACUUUCCUUCGUUCAGCUUUCACCAUUAAUAGAUCCCAUCCAUAUGCAGGAGAUAGGUUCUGAAAGUAACUGGACGACACCAUUAGUCUUCUACUUGAAAAACGGUGCACUACUAGACAGUAAGGAAGCCGCAAGGAAGCUGAAGGUCAAAGCAACACGAUUCGUAUUGAUAAGUGAUGUCUUGUACAAGAGAGGCUUCUCCUGCCCAUUCCUAAGAUGCUUAAGCCUCGAAGAAAUGUAUUAUGACAUGAGAGAAGUACACGAAGGGAUCUACGGGAACCACUCAAGGUCACGGUCAUUGGUACAUAAACUAAUUCGAGCUGGAUAUUACUGGCCUACUAUGCAAAAGGAUGCCCAGGCUUAUGUAAAAGCCUGCGACAAAUGUCAAAGAUUCAGCAACAUCAUCAGACAGCCGACGGAAGAACUGACCCCGAUGACAGCCUCGGGGCCAUUCGCUCAAUGGGGACUCAACAUCAUGGGUCAAUUCCCAAUAGCAAUGCGGCAGCUAAAGUAUGAGAUCCCCAAAGUCUUGGUCUCAGAUAAUGGGAAACAGUUCGACAACGACUCCUUCAGGGAUUUUUGCUCGCAUUUAGGAAUCAAGAACCACUACUCCUCCCCCGCCCACCCUCAAGCCAACGAGCAGGUUGAGGUCACGAACCGAUCCUUGUUUAAAAUUAUCAAGACUCGGCUCGAUGGGGCAAAUGGUGUAUGGCCAGAAGAGCUAUCAAGCGUACUAUGGGCGUAUAGAACAACAACCAAAACACCUACAAGAGAGACAUCGUUUCAACUAGCAUAUGGAAGCGAGGCAGUCAUCCCAGCAGAGGUUGGACUCACAAGCUACAAACACUACAACUCCCGAGUCAGAUACAGAGACUUCAAGGUUGGAGACCUCAUCUUGAGGAAGGUAAUGGGCGUCGCUAGAGACCCCACCCAAGGAAAGCUCGGCCGUAACUGGGACGAACCAUAUAGAAUUACGUCAUGGCACAAGAAAGACACCUAUCACCUGGAGACACUAGACGGACAGAAGUUGUACCAUCCAUGGAAUACCGAGCAUCUCCGAAAAUACUACCAGUAG